AUGCCUGUUACCGCGAUCGACUCGUUCUCCGAUUUCCAGAAAAUCAUUAACAGCGAUAAAGUUGUGGUGAUUGACUUCUGGGCGCCAUGGUGUGGACCUUGCCGAGCAAUUUCACCUGUUUUCGAGACCAUAUCGCAUCAUUCGGAUUACAGCCAUAUUGAAUUCUAUAAAGUUGACACUGAUGCAAAUGAAGACAUUUCUCAGGAAGUCGGCAUACGGGCAUUGCCCACAUUCAUGGCCUUUAAAGGCGGUAUCAAAAUAGAGGAGGUAAUUGGGGCUUCUCCGUCAUCUGUGCAACAGAUUGUCAAAACCGCAUCCUCUGCCUAA
Penicillium verhagenii is the source of this 327-nucleotide messenger RNA. RefSeq names its product thioredoxin family protein. The record is from RefSeq and is a predicted model, not a curated record. Lineage: Eukaryota; Fungi; Ascomycota; Eurotiomycetes; Eurotiales; Aspergillaceae. The transcript is spliced from 2 exons. Bases 1 to 327 code for a protein of 108 amino acids. Gene Ontology annotation, molecular function: protein-disulfide reductase activity.